Pleurotus ostreatus (oyster mushroom) is the source of this 498-nucleotide messenger RNA. RefSeq names its product Calcium-binding component of the spindle pole body (SPB) half-bridge (gene CDC31). The record is from RefSeq and is a predicted model, not a curated record. Gene Ontology annotation, biological process: spindle pole body duplication. The transcript has 3 exons. Gene Ontology annotation, cellular component: mitotic spindle pole body; half bridge of spindle pole body. NCBI's taxonomy places the organism in Eukaryota, Fungi, Basidiomycota, Agaricomycetes, Agaricales, Pleurotaceae. The coding region runs from base 1 to 498 and encodes 165 amino acids. Gene Ontology annotation, molecular function: microtubule binding; calcium ion binding.
AUGUACACAUCAUCUGCAGCCCAGAAAGCCAAAAGACGAACCCACGCUCGCCCCGAGCUCAGCGAGGAGCAAAAGCAGGAAAUAAAAGAAGCAUUCGAGCUGUUCGACACGGAUAAAGAUGGCUGUGUUGAUUACCACGAGCUCAAAGUCGCGAUGCGCGCGCUGGGAUUCGACAUGAAGAAGGCGGAGGUGCUGAAGAUUCUGCGGGAUCACGAUAAGACGGGGCAUGGCCUCAUGGAUUUCGAGGACUUUGCAAAAAUUAUGAGCGAACGAAUAUUGGCGCGAGACCCUAUGGAUGAGAUACGACGCGCAUUCCAACUCUUCGACGAUGAUAAUACGGGAAAGAUAAGCUUGCGAAAUCUCAGACGAGUGGCAAAAGAGAUUGGCGACCGCUUAGAAGACGACGAACUACAAGCGAUGAUUGACGAGUUCGACCUCGACCAGGAUGGCGAGAUCAACGAGCAAGAGUUUUUCGCGAUAAUGACGGACGAUGCAUGA